Penicillium macrosclerotiorum is the source of this 3936-nucleotide messenger RNA. RefSeq names its product putative SH3 domain protein (Cyk3). The transcript has a single exon. The record is from RefSeq and is a predicted model, not a curated record. NCBI's taxonomy places the organism in Eukaryota, Fungi, Ascomycota, Eurotiomycetes, Eurotiales, Aspergillaceae. Gene Ontology annotation, cellular component: cytoplasm. Bases 1 to 3936 code for a protein of 1311 amino acids. Gene Ontology annotation, molecular function: protein binding.
AUGUCGCCCAGCGCACCCCAACUGCCAACACGGUUUCCAUGCUGGUGUCGCGCAGUCUAUUCAUGGGGUGGAGAAACUACAAGGGAUUUAGGAUUUAUCGAAGGCGAUCUCAUCGAAUGUUUGAAUGCAGGCGAUGGACAAUGGUGGAUGGGUCGCUUGCGUCGUGACAGGCGUGCAGUUGGGCUCUUCCCUUCGAACUUCGUCGAGCUAAUGAGCGAUGACUUUGUUCCAGUCAGUCGUGACACCAGCCCCAUGAUACAAGCAGGCUCAUCUCCCAUCAACAACCCCACGUUUGCUCCGAAAAAACAGAAAACAGUAUUUCGAAAACCGUUCCAGGCACACAAGGAAGCACUGUCCCCGGCAUCAGAACUAGCGAGAAGCGGAUCUAAUACUCCGGUGAAGAGUUCAAUUCCUCAAACUCCUCCUCGAGAUAGCGGUGUCCCUAGGAGUGUGAAGCCCUUGCGAACUCAUGCUUCUGCGGUAAAGAACCAAGGACAUCAGGGAUCUUUGUCGCGUCCUUCAUCAAUAUCAUCCAGACCCUCAUCACGGGGAGUUUCCAUUUCUCCACGAGCGUCAAUGGAACCAGAAAGAUCUCCUUCGGUAAUUGUCCCUGGAGGAAGCAUUUCGUCUUCGCGUCCCACUUCCCGCGAGGUUUCGCCAUUGUACAUGCCCGAACGCCAGGUUUCGCCGAUGCCUACACCGCAGCGUUCAGUUUCACCGAUGCCUCCUCCAGAGCGACAGCCCUCGCCGAUGUAUAACCAUGAUCGUGAAUAUUCACCCAUGUACGUCGAGGACCGUGAAGUAUCGCCAAUGAAUAUUCAAGAGCGCGAAGAUUCUCCUCCUCCGCCACCUCCGCCUCCCCAUAGAGUUGGUCUUAAUCGUGCACCCUCACGCUCUCCGCAACCUCCUCGUUCCCCACAACCCCCGAUGCAUCAUCAGUCGCGUUUGUUACACUCCCCGCAACCUCCAAUGCAUCCACCACGGCCAUCCCGCUCCCCGACUCCUCUGAAUAUGAAUGACCGAUACGUCAUAUUCGCGAGAACUCCAUCUCCAGGUGCUGUUUCGACUCAUUCUGCGCAUUCGGCUGUCUCCGCCCAUUCAGAUGCCAAUGGAAAUACUCCUUCUCCGCUACGCGAUGCCAUGGAAGACGUAAUGACCUCUCUUGAAGACAUGGGCAUGCCUCGCCAAGCCCCUUCUCCCUCGCCCCCUCCGCCAACAUUCAACAAUCCCUGGUCAGCAGAUACAUACGAUGACGUCAAUGGUAGAACACCUCCAGGAAAUCGGCGACGACCUCUCACGUCCCUCGGCUUUGAUGGACAUAAGGAUCUCGCUCGGGGGGUACCUGCUCAUAGAAAUAGUGUAUAUUCACAUGACCACUACAUGGAUGGUCCACCUCAGUUGAACAACUACGUACAAAGGAUGGAAAGCCGCCUUCGACAACUCGAGGACCAAAACCGACUGCCAGAAGAUGAGACAGGUGCCCCACGGAAUGGCGAUCAACCUCCGCCUCCGCCGCCCAAACAUGCCACCUAUCACGCAAGACAUAACUCCAUCCCGGCACAAUUCCCGCAUUUGAGAUCACGACGGUCUGGUCAGGAUCUCAGAGGAGAUAUACUGAAUAGAUCUUUCACCAACAAGUCGAGCGCCACCAAUUCCACUGGCGUGCAAAGCAUUGGAACUACCAUGACCUCCAGUACCGACAAGACUAGCCAAAGUUUGAUGAGUGGCGUUUCCGCUGAUGGAUUAAGCGCAACAAGUGCCGGCAGUUAUGCCAGAAGAAACAGGGCUUAUGAAAGGCCCAAUACAGCCAUGGAUGCUUUUCGUUCCCGAGGGUUCAGUGAUGCAGAAAACAUCGACCGGCCUGAGUCGCCUCUGACGGGCAUCUCGUACCACUCAAGUCACAACACCUCCCGGCAAGGAGCAUCGUCAGCAAUUCCCUGGUCAUCCACCGAAAACGAUGCUGGAGACUCGGGUGGAGUAUUUGGAGGUCUGUCUACACCAAAGACCAAGAAGCAAGGGUUCUUCAAGAAGAUAUUCGAGUCCGCCAAGACGGGUGCUGCAAGCGCAAGAAGCAGCAUCUCGGUUGGUCACAGCGGUGACGGUUCACGAUCCCCUACGAAAGGUAACAGGGUAGUUGAUGCAGUGUCCCCUCUUUUCACUGCAGCACAAUCAACGCGUGAUGCUGCUCGAGACCUGGGCCUGAGUGCGAGCUCUAUUGACUGGGUGCAAGUCCGGCGUGACGUCAACCGAGCCUCGUCUCCUAGUAGGAACGAGCGAAUCGAGAGGGCGGAGCGAUGUCAAAUGAUGGACCACCCAGUCAUUUACUCGGUCGAGGAGCUCUAUGAUACUGCGGAAGGCGAUGAGAGUAUUGAUGGGCUGCCAAUCUCGGAGCCUACCAAUUUCAAUGCAGCAACUCUCACCCUAGUUGACAAAAGUGCGCGGUUUAUUAAUAGUAUCCCACCACUAACUAACCCUGUGAGCUUGGCCCAAGGUUACAUAUGUCGACCCUACAAGAGCGAUGUACAGCGGCUACGCGCUAUAUUCACGUGGGUUAGCGAGAAGAUCGCGUGGGAAGAGCCCGUCGAUGGACUGGAAGUCGACAUGAAGCGAGUUUUACAGGCAAAACGAGGAAGCCCUAAUGAAAUCGCGCUCCUGGUCAAGGAGAUGUGUGCAGCUGUUGGGCUUCACUCUGAAAUCAUCCGUGGAUAUCUUAAGAGCCCUGGUGAGAGUCUCGACCUUGAUAGUCUCUCCCGCCCUAAUCACUGGUGGAAUGCGGUUUUGGUUGACGGUGAAUGGCGCAUCAUGGACUGUGCAUUGGCAAACCCAACGAAUCCCCAGCGGAGCCGUUUUGUUACCUCGCACUCAUCUAUUGCAGAGACUUGGUAUUUCCUUGCCAGGCCGCUUGACAUUUGCUACACCCAUAUCCCUCUGUACCCAGAAGAGCAGCACAUAUGCCCUCCUAUCUCGCCUGAUGUCCUGCUGGCUCUUCCAGGGGUCUGCCCGCAGUUCUUCAAGGUUGGGGCCCAGCUACCCGACUAUGAUACUAGUUUAAUGCGCAUUGAAGGGCUGGAGUGUAUGCAAAUUCGUAUGGUCGUUCCUCAGGAUAUCGAAUGUGCUGCCGAGGUAGAAUCUCCUGCGUUUGCCCGGGAUGCGGACGGUGAUUUCUUCGAAAGCGGUGAUAUUGUGCGCAAGCGUGCCUUGGUUCAACCAGACUGGUUCAAUGGCCAGAGACGGAUUACUAUCAAGGCGGUUCUUCCUGGAGACGAAGGACAAGGUGUGCUGAAGGUCUACGCGGGCAAGAAAGGACUUAUGGUCAAUAAUCGAGACAUCCCACAUGCGCUUGCCCUCGCCCUUCCCAUUAUGCACACUGGAGAAAACCCGCCGUACGACUUCGUGCUCCGUCACCCCACGCCACAUGCCACGCGCCAUGAUCUGUACAUUAUGCAGCCGCAAUGCUCACGCUUGGCAGUCAACAACACGUUUGUGUUUGCUGUCCGGCAACACCCUGCUGCUCCCCCGCCGCUGACCAGAGACGACUACUCAAUUAAUGGACGCACCUCUCCAGCGGUGUUUAACCGUCCAUCAAGUGCUCUCAGCAUGGUCUCCAGUACUGCAGGCCUCUCGACUGUGUCCAGUAACUCCAACGAGUUUUCUGCCUCAACGUCCGCCAUCUCAUCCACGAGGUCGGGUUCCGGCCGCGACAAGCCCGCCAAACUCGCAAUACAAUCUCCCUCGGGCAAAAUUCUACGCCUUACCCGCAAGGCAGACCACAUGGUGAGCUCUCCAAAAUUCAACGACUCGGUCACGGAUGCCGCCGCCGAGGGAAGCAUUUGGGAGACCGUCAUUAAGAUUGGUGAGCGUGGCACCUGGCGUGGCUUGGUCCUUGCAGACCGUGUGGCCCGCUGGUGCGUCUUUUGUGAAUGGGAAUGCGUCUGA